Molecule: messenger RNA, 495 nt
Organism: Phytophthora sojae
Lineage: Eukaryota; Oomycota; Peronosporomycetes; Peronosporales; Peronosporaceae
Exons: 2
Coding region: 1-495 (164 amino acids)
Molecular function (GO): catalytic activity
Source: RefSeq, a predicted model, not a curated record
AUGACUCCGCGCAAGACUAGGAUUGUCGUCGGCGUCACUGGUGCCACUGGCGCAGUCCUCGCCAUUCGGCUACUAGAGAUCCUCCGCAGCCUCGACGUCGAAACUCACCUGAUUUUCUCCAAAUGGGCGCUCGCGACGAUGAAGUACGAGACCGACAUACCUGCGGAGCACGUUAGGAAGCUCGCGACGUAUACGUACGCACUCAAGGAUCUCACGGCCCCGCCUUCGUCGGGAAGCUUUCUCCGCGACGGCAUGAUUAUCAAAGGAAGGAAGCUCGUCCUCGUCGUCCGGGAGACUCCUUUGAGUGCGAUUCAUCUCGAAAACAUGUCGGCCGUGCAGAGGGCCGGAGCGACGAUUUUCCCUCCAGUGCCAGCGUUUUACACGAUACCUAAGACGAUUGAGGAUGUCAUUGAGCAGAGCGUUGGGAGGAUGCUCGACUCGCUGGGGAUCCACGUGGAUGGCUUUGAACGGGGGGAGGAUAUGCGCAAGGAUUAG